Messenger RNA from Racocetra fulgida, 1227 nucleotides. Lineage: Eukaryota; Fungi; Glomeromycota; Glomeromycetes; Diversisporales; Gigasporaceae. The record is from the annotation of a GenBank genome assembly.
AUGCCUUCUCAAGUUAACCAAGUUGUUUCUAAACUUCAAAGAAAUAAGGAACAUAACCGUUCCCGACUUGUAAAAAUCGUAAAUGCACGUCUAAUUCGAGAUCAUAAAAUAAUAGACGACGACGUACUUUAUUUAUAUAACGGAAAAAUCAUCGAUCCGCAGACUUACUUUUUUACCUUUGGUAAUGUACCUGAUGUUGUGAUCGAUGCUAAAGGAUUAUUAGUGGCUCCAGGAUUCAUCGAUGUACAGAUCAAUGGGGCUUUUGGUGUGGACUUUUCUCAAUUACAAAAUGAAGAAAAAAUGAGGAUAGGAAUUGACAAGGUUGCAAAAGGAUUGUUAAAGUACGGGUGUACUAGUUUUGUUCCAACAAUUAUUAGUUCAGGGGUAGAAAUUAAUGGGGCUGAAAUUUUAGGUCCGUUUAUUGAGCCAGAUAAAUGUGGCGCUCAUGAAGAAUCUCAUCUUCGUACCGCUUCUGGUGGCUUCUCUGAUUUUGUAAAAGUGUAUGGAUUGGAUGAAGGAAAAGAUCAAAUAGUUAAGAUCGUAACCGUCGCACCGGAAGUAGAAGGAGUUUUGGAUAGUUUGGAAGAUCUGGUUCAUGCUCGUAUUACAGUCAGCUUAGGUAUGCUCUCUCAUAUGAUUGCUACUCCAAUGUGCGUAUAUUCAUCAAAUAUUAAUCUUAAUUAUCUAGGUCAUUCUUCUGCUACUGUGGCUCAGGCGGAAUCAGCUGUCGAAAAAGGAUUCCAUCACCGUGAUCCUGGCAUAAUUGGUCUACUUGGUACAACACGCGUCUCACGACCAUAUUAUGGCAUCAUCUGUGAUGGUAUUCAUGUGCACCCAAAUUCUAUUAAAAUGGCCUACGAUUCUCACCCGGAUGGUGCAGUUCUCGUUACCGAUGCUAUGGCAGCUAUGGGAUUACCACCAGGAGAUUAUACUCUGGGUGAUAUUCCGGUGCGUAAGAUCGGUGAUGAACGAGUUGAAGUUAUUGACAAUGGACGACUUGCUGGGUCAGUAAUUACUAUAGAUGCUUGUGUUAGAAAUUUUAGAGAAUUCACGGGAUGUACAAUUAUUGAAGCUGUUGAAGCAGCAACGUUGCAUCCGGCAGAAUUAUUAGGAAUACAAAAUAUUAAGGGAACUUUGAAUGUUGGAGCAGAUGCAGAUUUGGUAUUCCUUAAUGAUGAUCUUAAGGUUAUGAGGUGUUUUAUUGCCGGGGAAGAAGUUGACAUUUGA